Molecule: messenger RNA, 979 nt
Organism: Spodoptera frugiperda (fall armyworm)
Lineage: Eukaryota; Metazoa; Arthropoda; Insecta; Lepidoptera; Noctuidae
Gene: Urm1
Product: ubiquitin-related modifier 1 homolog
Exons: 5
Coding region: 592-921 (109 amino acids)
Biological process (GO): tRNA thio-modification; protein urmylation
Cellular component (GO): nucleus; cytoplasm
Molecular function (GO): protein tag activity
Source: RefSeq, a predicted model, not a curated record
AAAAAUUAAAAACAUAACCUCAAAGAAACGUAAUGUUAUGAUGCGAUCGUGAAAUUGUGAAUAUAAACAAGAAAUAAAACAAUAUUAUAGGAAUAAGUAAAGUGUAAAACAUUUAUUAUUAUAUAUUAACACUAUAUUAGUCUUAAGUUACCAAAAGCAGAAUGGCAGAAACAUUAAAACUCAACAUACAUUUCGGGGGAGGUGCAGAGUUGCUAUUUGAUAAAAUCAAGAAGAGGGAAGUGGAGUUGCCACCUCUAAAAAAGUUUAAACCGGAUUGCCAGAGUGAUAAAUGGACUAUUAAAGAAUUAUUAUUGUGGAUCAAAGAGAACUUGCUUAGAGAAAGAGAGGAGUUAUUUUUACAGUUACCAAAAGCAGAAUGGCAGAAACAUUAAAACUCAACAUACAUUUCGGGGGAGGUGCAGAGUUGCUAUUUGAUAAAAUCAAGAAGAGGGAAGUGGAGUUGCCACCUCUAAAAAAGUUUAAACCGGAUUGCCAGAGUGAUAAAUGGACUAUUAAAGAAUUAUUAUUGUGGAUCAAAGAGAACUUGCUUAGAGAAAGAGAGGAGUUAUUUUUACAGUUACCAAAAGCAGAAUGGCAGAAACAUUAAAACUCAACAUACAUUUCGGGGGAGGUGCAGAGUUGCUAUUUGAUAAAAUCAAGAAGAGGGAAGUGGAGUUGCCACCUCUAAAAAAGUUUAAACCGGAUUGCCAGAGUGAUAAAUGGACUAUUAAAGAAUUAUUAUUGUGGAUCAAAGAGAACUUGCUUAGAGAAAGAGAGGAGUUAUUUUUACAGGGAGACUCCGUAAGACCUGGUAUCCUAGUGCUGAUAAAUGACACAGACUGGGAGUUAUAUGGAGAACUGGACUACGAGCUGCAACCAGCAGAUACUGUGAUGUUUAUAUCUACGCUGCAUGGAGGGUAGUGGGGGGAUUAACUAAUAUUAUUCUGUUGUUUUAUAAGAGCCUUUAAUAAAAGAUUUA